Formica exsecta is the source of this 3511-nucleotide messenger RNA. RefSeq lists its product as uncharacterized. Gene Ontology annotation, cellular component: nucleus. The transcript is spliced from 10 exons. Bases 330 to 3086 code for a protein of 918 amino acids. The record is from RefSeq and is a predicted model, not a curated record. NCBI's taxonomy places the organism in Eukaryota, Metazoa, Arthropoda, Insecta, Hymenoptera, Formicidae.
ACUACUGUAAUGGAGGAUUUACAUUAACGUCCAAACAUGUCGGUAGCUAAGGACCCUAGAAAAUACGAUCUGCUAUUGGAUAUCGAAAUGUCGAGCGCCAGGAAAUGUCUUUUUUCGUGGUGAUGUAGAUAUCGUUAAUUUUAUUCGUUUUGUACAGUUGGCAGUAAAGUUCAACGAACAACGGACAGUAACUGAUUUGAAAAUUGAUGCCAUUUAUUUUGUGUCGAUUAUUUUCGUUUAAUAAUAAUGUGUUGUAACUUUUAUUUAAUAAAAAUCGACAGAAACAGUUAUUGAAAUAAUUAGUUCUGUGAAUGAGGAAAUAACUAAAAAUGGCAUCUAAUUGCAACAUGAGGGACUUUGUGAGUGACUCACAAAACUUUAUAUUACGACUCUCUGGAGAUUCUAUUAUUGAAGAUACACAAGAUCUUGUUGCAAUCAGUAAGAUAAAAGAUAAGGAUAAUAUUAUUGUGAUUAGUGAUUCUAGUUGUAGCUCAUCGCCUGAGUAUAAUGACAAAUCAAAAUGGAAAUUCAAUUCUGAUAAGAAUAAGAAAGAAAAGUACCAGAGAUUAUAUUUUCUGAAUACUUCUUCCUCAGAAAGUGAACAAGAAAAAUCUAAUUUGCCAUACAAAUGGGUUGUUAGAUCUAACAAUAAAUCUCCAGAUAGGAAAUAUAUAAAUAAAACUACAAUACAAAUUAAUAAGGUAUCUUAUACUUCUGACGAAACUGCUAGCAAUGGCAGUAUAAAUCAUGACAGAAAGGACCAAAUAAAUAAAUAUGAUAAAAAAUCCUAUGAAAGUCCUAUAUUAAUGUUUCCAGAGAAAAAAAAGACAGAUUCAAAAAUGAAACAAAAGUACAAUGUUAAAAAGGCAAAUGAAGUAAUUAAGUCAAAUCAUGCUAUCUAUAGUGAUAGUUCCAAUGUUUCUAGCAGAAUAAAUAAAUUUCCAGCUUGUGAUACUCCACAACAAAAUAAAAUAGGAAAAAUCAAACUCACAAAGCAAGAUACUCACAAAAUUUUGAGAAAUAUAAAGUCCACGCAGGUUGUGUAUGAUUCUCCCAGAGAGAAAAAAGAAAUCAAUGUAAUAAUUGAUGAGAGCACAGAUGAAGAUGUAAUGCAUCCAGCUAUAUCAGCUAGUUAUAAUGAAAAAAUAAAGCACAAUCUCAAUGAUACUCUUGAUGUUAUUGAUACAAGUCUUAAGGAUGAUAUUGUUAAUUCACAAAUGGAUUUGUUGAAACCAUACAAAACGUACAGUAAAUUUCUCGACAUACUAAGGAAAAAGGACCUUCAUGAAUCUUUAUCUGAAAAGAAGAAAAGACAAAUUGUAGAGUGGUUGACAAAUUCGCCUGAUGUUCUAAGCGAUAGCUCUUGCAGUAAUAUACCUAUGAGUAUUAGAAAUAGCAUAGAUUCUGGAAAUAGCAGUCUAGAAAGAUUAGAACUGAACUAUGAAACUCCAAAUAAUAGAGGAAGAAUCAACAAAAUACAGACUGACAAGAAGCAAACCACAAUUGUUAAUUCUGACAAAGUGAUUAAUUCAUUCUUGACGCAUCAAACUACAAUUGAUAAAUAUUUUAAAAACUCUAACAAUGAUAUUCCUAAGUUUUGUACACCAACUAGACCAAAAUCUUUGCUGAAAGUGCAUACUGACAAAAAAGUUUCUUCCUCAGUAGUAAAUACACCUGAAAAGACAGAUAUAAUGAACUGUGUAGAUAUUUUAGAUAAACUUUAUGGUAAUUCGUGGAGAGAUAAAGCUAAUGCAUUAUUACCGACAACUGAACCACGAAAGACAUCUAAUCAAGCAACAAAUAGAAUUAUCCAAACAGAACGGAAACCUACAUCAAAGGAUAAAUAUUAUAUAACAGAUUCGGAUUCAGAUAAAUCUGACUUUGUUAAAAAUAAUGUUAAAUUAAAUCGAAGGAAUAUUCAACAAAAACAAAAAGAAGUAGACAGUUUUAUUAAUGAUGAAUCGUUAUCAAGUAGUGAUAGCGAGAGUUUAUAUCACACUGCAUUAACAAAUCCUAGAACUUCUACAAAUAGUACGACAUCUAAACCUAUGCCAGUACCAGCUUCAAUUAAAAGACUUCAAGUAAUAUGUGAUACCGAUACUGAGGAUGAAAAUGAUAAAUUUAGCAAUUCCAAGAAAAAUCUAGACAGAAGAAGAUUAUCAUUUAGCGAUGAUGAAAGUUCUAACACAAGUGAAUUUGAUCCCGGAGAUUAUGUACCACCAAAAAAUAUAUGUAAAAAAGAAGUUAUUAAGGCCCCUUUACAAUCCAAAUGUAAAUCAAUUGCAACAGAUAAAUCUGUAGGAUACAAAAGCUUUUUGACAUCUUUGUCAAGUACGAUUCCGAUAAAUAACAUUCAUCCAGAUGCAAAAAAAUAUAUAUUGAAUUAUAAAAAUAAUAAGGAAGAAUUAUGUAAAGAAUUGUAUAAAUUGUACAAUGAGAAAGUAUUCGACAACCAGUUGCCUCAAGAUAUGCCAAUUGAAUGGAGCAUUCGUCUGACAGGAACUGCUGGAUACUGUUCCAGCAAGAAAAUUGUAAAAACUCUUAGUGGUGUCAUUAGAUAUUCAAGAAUUGUAUUAGCAACAAAGGUUUUGGAUACACCAGAGAGAUUAAGAGAUACUUUGAUUCAUGAAAUGUGUCAUGCUGCAGCUUGGCUAAUAAAUAAUGUUAAGGAUUGUCAUGGGCCCUGUUGGAGAAAUUGGGCUCAUAAAGCAAUGAAGACAUUUCCUGAAUUGCCACCAAUUACUGUAUGUCAUAAUUACCAAAUUAAAACUAAAUAUACAUAUCGAUGCACAGGUUGUGGAUACAGUAUUGGAAGACACUCAAAAUCCUUGGAUAUUGAAAGAAAAAGGUGUGGCCGUUGUUUGGGAAAGUUUGAAUUGUUAAUUAAUAAAACGACUAAAUCUGGCAUUAAGCAAAUGCAAACUCCAAAGAGAGAACCUUCUGGUUUCGCACUUUACGUGAAGCAGAAUUAUAAUUCAGUGAAAAAAGAGAAAAAUAAUAUAAAACAUGCUGAUGUGAUGAAGAUUUUAGGUCAGCAAUUUUCGGCAAUUAAAAUAGCAAAGAAUGAUAAUAUACCUAGCAAUUAAGAAUGAUAUUUAGAUGCCUGGUUGAAUAUCGAAUUUAUACAAUCAAAUAUUUUAUGAUCACUUUCAGAAAUUGGAUAUAAUUGUCAGUUUUAUAGCAUAUAAUAGGAUUUUUAAUAGAUAUAUUUAACAGAUUUUACUAAGUUGGCAAGUUGUAUAUAUUUAGAUCUCUGUAAUUCUGCAUGAUACGUAGUUACAGAGAUUAUAAAUGUAUGCAAUUACGAUGUAUAUAUAUACAAUUAUAUUUUAAAACUGAUAUACUACUUACUAUAUUACAGGAACUUGAGAGAAUAUGAAAUAUUUUAUACAUAUAAUAUAGAUAAUAUUUAAAGACGCAUACAAGUAUUUUUUUAUAUUUAUGAUAACAUUAAAUGUCAUAACUAAGACUUGUAGCAGUGUUUAUAAUAAAGUGCAUCUAAGAAUUUUCU